Molecule: messenger RNA, 1049 nt
Organism: Hibiscus syriacus
Lineage: Eukaryota; Viridiplantae; Streptophyta; Magnoliopsida; Malvales; Malvaceae
Product: diacylglycerol O-acyltransferase 2D-like
Exons: 8
Coding region: 147-1019 (290 amino acids)
Biological process (GO): triglyceride biosynthetic process
Cellular component (GO): endoplasmic reticulum membrane
Molecular function (GO): diacylglycerol O-acyltransferase activity
Source: RefSeq, a predicted model, not a curated record
AUUUUGCACGGUGUAUUAGCUUGUGCGUUGUGGAUUGGAUCUAUGCACUUCAACGUCUCUGUCCUCCUUUUCUCCUUUCUCUUCCUUCCUUUCUCCAAAUCCCUUUUGUUCGUCCUAUUUCCUUACUCUUUUCUAAGUAUCAGUCUAUGUUUUUCCACGAGAGAAAAAAAGGGAAUUUAAGACGGAAACUCAUGUAUUAUUCGUGUCAAUAUAUUCACAGGGUGGUUGGAGUGUUUUUGUUUUUCACGGUUCUUCCUAUCGACCAAAACAGUAAAUUUGGAAGGAGGUUGGCCAGGUAUAUAUGCUGGCAUAUGUCAAGUUAUUUUCCCACCACUCUCCACGUUGAGGACAUCAAUGACUUCUAUCCUGAUCGUGCUUACGUUUUUGGUUACGAGCCACAUUCGGUGUUACCGAUCGGAGUUGUAACGCUGGCGGAGCUUACAGGUUUCAUGCCUCUCCCCAAAAUGAAAUGCCUUGCCUCCAGCUCUGUUUUCUACGCUCCAUUUUUGAGGCAUAUAUGGACAUGGUUGGGUGCUUCACCAGCCACAAGGAAGAAUUUUUGUUCUCUUUUGGAAGCUGGUUAUAGUUGUAUUGUAGUGCCUGGUGGAGUUCAAGAGACAUUCAACAUGGAAUAUGGCUCUGAGAUUGCAUUCCUGAAGACAAGAAGAGGAUUUGUUCGGAUAGCCAUGGAAACGGGGUGUCCCCUGGUUCCAGUUUUCGCCUUUGGUCAGUCACAUGCGUACAAGUGGUGGAAACCAGGUGGCAAGUUCAUCCUGCAACUUUCAAGAGUUAUCAAAUUCGUCCCCAUGUUGUUUUGGGGUGCUUUAAUAACUCCGAUACCCUAUCAACAUCCUAUGCAUAUAGUGGUUGGGAGACCUAUUCACUUGACCAAAAACCCGCAACCUACUAAGGAAGAGGUUCUUGAAGUACAUGACCAAUUUGUUAAAGCUCUUGAAGAUCUAUUUGAGAGACACAAGGCUCGGGUGGGAUACGCUGAUCUUCCUUUAAAGAUUCUUUGAUUUGAACUUUGUUUGUUGAAGUCGGGCAUU